Messenger RNA from Corylus avellana, 520 nucleotides. Its product is annotated as peamaclein. NCBI's taxonomy places the organism in Eukaryota, Viridiplantae, Streptophyta, Magnoliopsida, Fagales, Betulaceae. The record is from RefSeq and is a predicted model, not a curated record.
CGUCUUCACCACCUCACACACACACACACACAAUUCCUUUCAUCCAAACAUCUUUUUUCCCACAUUUCCUUUAACACCCAGAAACAUGAAGCUCGUUUCUGCAACUUUUGUGCUCCUAUGUCUUGUCAUCAUCACCUCCUCGUUCUUCGAGGCCACCAUGGCUGGUUCAAGCUUCUGUGACUCCAAGUGCGGGGAGAGGUGCGCGAAUGCGGGCGUGAAGGAUCGGUGCUUGAAGUACUGCGGAAUUUGCUGUGACAAGUGCCAGUGCGUGCCCUCUGGGACUUAUGGGAACAAGGACGAGUGUCCUUGCUACAGAGACCUCAAGAACUCCAAGGGCAAACCCAAGUGCCCUUGAAAUAUAUUCAAUCAAAUCUUUCUCUCUUUCUAGGCUCAUGGAUGUUGGAAUGGACCGUCAAAAUAUAUUAGCGACAGUUAAUAUUUCAUUAUAUAUUGAAGAAAUAAAUGGGGGUCCUGCAGUGUGAGUGUUUGUUAAUGUGAUAUAUAUAUAUAUAUAUUAUUC